AUGACACGUAAUAAUGAUAAGCUGGCAUUCUAUGUUGUUCAAUUCUUGGAAUUGCCUUAUGAAGGUAUUGAUGAUUACGUAUGCGUACCAUACACUUGGCUAAUUAUGCGUGGAGGACAGGAUGGAAAAGCUGUUGUUACCUACCCUACAGGUGAAGAUCCUUCCCUCACAAGAGAUCGCGUUAAAAGAAAGGAAAAAUGCAUUAAUGAGUGGAGUUUUUUUUUGGCUGCUGUCAAAUAUCAGUCAAAUAGUUACCAAAAUGCAGAAACUUGGAUAGCGUCAAGAAAUGAUCAUCGACUUUUAGUAGAAAGAGAAACAAGAACAAUGCCUGAUACACUGCCGAGAACAUUAAUCAAGCGACCAACUUUACCAGAACUGAACGAACAACUUGAUGGGAAACGGUUUAAACUGAAGAAAGCUGCUAAGUCAUCUAGCGCUUCUGUUACCGACGCUAAUACAGAGUCAAAAAGGGAACAAUCGACCAGCAUUCAAGACAACCCAUCAACGAAACUCGCUCAGACACAAGAAACUGCUGCUGCUUCCAAUAUUAACUCGAGAACUGAACAAAGAACUCAAACUCAGCGUACCGAGCAAAACGAAGAAGCUCUA
Messenger RNA from Brenthis ino (lesser marbled fritillary), 609 nucleotides. Lineage: Eukaryota; Metazoa; Arthropoda; Insecta; Lepidoptera; Nymphalidae. The record is from the annotation of a GenBank genome assembly.